Cucurbita pepo subsp. pepo (vegetable marrow) is the source of this 696-nucleotide messenger RNA. NCBI's taxonomy places the organism in Eukaryota, Viridiplantae, Streptophyta, Magnoliopsida, Cucurbitales, Cucurbitaceae. The record is from RefSeq and is a predicted model, not a curated record.
AUGCGUAUUAACUUACAAGCACAAGAUGUGUGGGGCACUGUCAAACAUCGUGACGUUGAGGAGGACGUCCUUCUCAUGUUGGUAGAGAAGGACUCGAUAAAGGGAGCAUGCGAUACGCUGCAAACAAUGCAUGUGGGUGUGGAACGCAUCAAGGAAGCAAAGAUGCAGGCCUUGAAGAGUGAGUUUGAGGAUAUCCGCAUGAAGGAAGAGUGCCGCAAUAAGGAGCGCGAUGAGGAGGUAAACCUCAUGUUCUCGGAUGAUGAAGAGCCUACAUUGAUGUUGGACGAGAAAAUGCCCAACAUGUUGAUGCUCAAUGAAAAGAAGGUUAUGGCGAACCCCUUCAUAGAUGAAGAAGACCAAGUGGAGACCAGCAUGUGGUAUCUAGACAACAGAGCGAGCAACCACAUGACUAGAGAUCAAGGAAAGUUUAAGGAGCUUGAUGAGAAGUUCACUGAAAAUGUGAAGCUUUGCGGCAGAUCAAUUGUACUGAUCCAAGGCAAAGGAUCUAUCUUUUUCCAGUGUAAGAACGACGAUCAACGUCUAUUGACCAAGGUGUAUUACAUCCCGAGUUUGAAGAGCAAUAUUAUUAGCCUUGGUCAAAUGAUAGAAGAAGGUAGCAGAGUGGAGAUAGUCGGCCCAUUCCUCAAGGUAUACGAUAGAAAUAGAGCCCUGUUGAUGAAGGCAAAAAGGUCGUAA